Molecule: messenger RNA, 1944 nt
Organism: Alnus glutinosa
Lineage: Eukaryota; Viridiplantae; Streptophyta; Magnoliopsida; Fagales; Betulaceae
Product: AAA-ATPase At2g18193-like
Exons: 2
Coding region: 66-1538 (490 amino acids)
Molecular function (GO): ATP binding; ATP hydrolysis activity
Source: RefSeq, a predicted model, not a curated record
UUUAAGUUAGGCCUAUACUCUUUCCCAAUCCUCAAAGAGCUCUCAUCUCUCCAGUAGUCUCCACCAUGAAUUCUGCUCCUCUUCGCAGCUUUACCUCUUCGCUGAGGUCUAUACCGACAGCAUCAUCAUGGUUCGACGCCUACGUAGCCCUCUCCACAUCUCUGAUGCUUUUGCAAACUGCGACCAACCAACUCAUACCGGCAAAUGUUCGAUCACAAAUCUACAAAACAAUGAAGCGCUACUUGUUUGGUGUUGUUGCCGGUAAGUCUUCUCACAUCACCAUCCGUGAGACCUGGGAGAAUAUGGGUCGUAACGAACUCUACGAUGCUGUCAAAGAAUACAUAUCUUCCAAGAUCAGUCGUGCAAACCGAAAGCUCAGAGUCGGCAAGUUAGGAGGAGCUAAUAGGAUAGCAAAGGCAAUCGAAGGUGGAGAAUCUAUCGCGGAUGUCUUUGACAACAUCAAGCUUACAUGGAGAUAUUCCCAGCAGGAUCAGCCGCCGACAAAUUCAUCAUCAUCUCGUCGACAAAUGAGUCCUGAGUAUCAAUAUGUGUUGAGUUUUGAUGAAAACGAUCUGGAAAAAGUCAUGGAUUCUUAUCUGCCUCAUAUCUUGGACAAGUACAAGGCCAUGAAAGAGGGAGAGAAGGUUUUGAAGCACUACACGAGGAUGAAUGGUCCAUGGCAAGCAGCCGAACUUGGGCAUCCAGCAACGUUCGACACGCUUGCCAUGGAACCCGAGUUAAAGAAGGCUAUUCUCGAUGAUCUGGAUCGGUUCCUGAGGAGGAAGAGUUUUUACAAAAAGGUUGGGAAAGCUUGGAAGCGCGGCUAUCUACUGUAUGGCCCUCCUGGAACUGGGAAAACGAGCCUCAUCGCAGCUAUGGCAAAUUACUUGAGGUUUGAUAUUUACGAUCUGGAGCUCAGCAGUGUUUUCUCCAACGCAGAUCUGAUGCAAUCCUUGCGUAAUACGUCUAAUCGUUCCAUACUUGUGAUUGAGGACAUUGAUUGCAACAGAGAGGUCCGGGAUCGAUUAGAAGAAGAUGAUGAUGAUCAUUCUCGUAAACCCAAGUACCUUAAAAAGUUCACACUUUCAGGUCUACUAAAUUCCAUAGAUGGUUUGUGGACAAGCAGUGCAGAGGAGCGAAUAAUUGUGUUUACUACCAAUCACAAAGAGCAAAUAGAUCCAGCAUUGUUACGUCCUGGUCGGAUGGACAUGCACAUCAACUUGUCCUUCUGCACCUUUAAUGGGUUUCGACUCUUAGCCUCUAAUUACCUUGAUGUCCAAAGUCACCCACUUUUUGAACAAGUUGAACACUUGUUAGAGACAACAGAGGUCACUCCUGCAGCAGUGGCAGAAGAAUUAAUGAAAGAUGAUGAUGCUGAUGUUGCUCUUUCAGGACUUGUUAAGUUCCUUAAGCGAAAAGAGAUGGAGGACGGUGGAACGAAUGAUGUAGUAGAUGAAAGUGAAGUCCCACUCCAGAGAUCAAAGAAGAUGAAGAUUGAAGAGAAGACGAAGAUUGAUGACGAACAAAUUAAAAAUUGAAAUGAUCGAUUAAGCCCGAAUUAAUUUUCGUGUAAACUGAUCUCAUGUGUUUGGAUUCUCUGCAGGAUACAAGUACUAAAUUUGGAUUUAGAUAGUCUUGCAUACUCUAAAGUCUAGCAUACCCUAAAGUCUAAAGUUUCAUUGUUCAUGAAACAUGGGGGCCAAGCCAAGCUGCAUGUGUGGGGAUAUCAUAUGUAGAUGAUGUAAUCCGAAUUCCGAAAUGAUUCUUCGCCCACCACUCGUUUAGUUUGGCAAUCUGCCUACGGAACCUUUCUUUCUUUCUUUCUUUCUUUUUUUCUUCAUUUUCUUUUUCUUUUCUUGGGUGAAAAGAGUUGGGUAGGUGGUCACUUCACUUGUCAUCCUAUAAUAUAAUAGUAUGGAUCAUGUUAAAAAUAAGUUGUUUUUA